Messenger RNA from Bipolaris oryzae ATCC 44560, 675 nucleotides. RefSeq lists its product as uncharacterized. NCBI's taxonomy places the organism in Eukaryota, Fungi, Ascomycota, Dothideomycetes, Pleosporales, Pleosporaceae. The record is from RefSeq and is a predicted model, not a curated record. The transcript has a single exon. The coding region runs from base 1 to 675 and encodes 224 amino acids.
AUGUGUCUUGUCAAAGUUAAGCAGGAAGAGGACCACAUAGUCCCUUACCGCGUGGUGCAGCGUGCCCGCUCUCCGCCCCGUCGCCGUGUAUCGCGACAUUCGCGCGACAUUGAACGCCGCUACUCGCGCAGUGAGGUUGUUCGCGACUCACCUCCACGGCCUUCGUCAUCCUAUAUUGCUGUGCCAUCGCCAAAACCUCUUCAGAUCCCCGCGCCGCAGCCGGUGCCUGUGUUCGUCCAGCCUUCUCCGCCUCCACCACCACCACCGGCGCCUAUGCCUGCUCCACCACCGCCGCCAAGCCAUAUCUCGUCUCAUCAUACUUCCCAUCACGGUGGCGCGCACUACGUCGAGGUCUCUCCGCGAUCUAGCAUCACCUCCCAUACGUCUAGUCUUGAUGACCGUAGUGAAUAUGUGUACCGUGAGCGCGAGGUCCGGCGUGAACGCCAACGAGCUUACAGCCCUGACAACCCACGCUACGAGCACUACCGAUAUGUGGAGCCUGCAUCGAGCGAGAGCGAUCAUUACGAGAGAUAUCAGACGCGAGACCGGAGCAGACAGCGUAGUCGCAGCCGUGCUGGCUACGACGAUUCGAGGGGAGGCUAUAGAGAAACCACCAACAUGAGGGUGUCAAUCGGAGAAAAUGACGGAAGGCGGAGGAGGGACUACGGUCGGUAA